Molecule: messenger RNA, 2782 nt
Organism: Cajanus cajan (pigeon pea)
Lineage: Eukaryota; Viridiplantae; Streptophyta; Magnoliopsida; Fabales; Fabaceae
Source: RefSeq, a predicted model, not a curated record
UCACAUGCGCGGAAAAGCAUCGCCGUUUUUCUAUUACCUCCACAGUGUGAACACUUAGAAAAAUGAAAUUCCGGCCGUUACUUGCAUAGCAUAGAAAAAAACCCAAACCAAUGUCCAGAAAAUAGAACAUAAACCCUUUGAUUCUUCCUUUAUUUUCUGAAUUGCCCCUCUCAACCUUCUCUCUCUUUCUCUCCUUCCUCCGGCCAUGAUUGGAACUAAAGAUCGUGUUGCCGACUCUGAUGGCGAGAAUUCCAGGAGCAAGCUUUCAAGGCGAAAUUUUGAGCCUGGAAAGGAGUACCCAGAUGAGAAAGGUGUUGAAUUUCUGAGAGAUUCAGAGGUGGGUGUUGGUGGCGAUGGGGUUCUUCGCUCAAAACCCACCAAGGUUGUUGUUGGCACCUCAGGGUUGCAAGAGUUGACUCUCAGCUACCUCUGUGACAACCCAAAAUUGAGUCUUGCUGAGAGAGAGAAUUCUGGUAAAAGCUUUCUGAAUUCCUCGGAGAAAAUGAGCCACAAAGGGAAAGAGGUUGUGGUCUGUGACAAUUCGAAUCCGGAUGGGAAAUGGGUGGAAAGAGAUUUCCUUAGCUUGAGUGAGCCAAGGGAGGAUUCUUCAAAGAGAUCCCUUGAGGAUGUUGGUGAGAGGGAGAGUAAUAGGGAGAAGAAGCCAAAACUGGAGACACUCAAUCUCUCUCUUGCUUUGCCUGAUGUGUCACUUUCCCUCACAGCUUCAAACGCUUUGCAAAAUGGUGAUCAACCUGUUAGGACUAAACCUUGCAGGCCAUCCACUACUCACAACUCAUAUUCCAAUGACUACACAGCAGCUUCUUUGUCUUACUCUUAUUCCCACCCCUACUCACACAACCCAAGCUGCUCACUUACCCGCAAUUCAACCGACAAUUUUGAGUAUUCAGUGAGCAAAGAUGACCAAAUUUGGAACUGUGGAGAGGGUACUAAUGGGUCUGUGCAUAGCAGGUUCAAGCCAAUUGGAGAUGGGGUUACUUUGUCCAGUCAUGGUGCUGGUAUUAGCUCCUUUAUGCAAGGUAAUAGUCAAUAUAAUAAAACUACUAGUUCAGAUAAUCAUUCAUUUUUCCCUUCAGAGUUGCCUGCCAGGCCUAGGUUUGAGGCUCAGUCAGGGGACUCAAGGGGAAGGAAUUCUGAGAAUCUGAGAAUCUUGGAAAGUUUGGAUGAUGGGAAGGUGAAGAAGCUCUCCAGACCAGAGAGAAUUGUUAUGGAAAUUGUUUCAGAGUCUGUCUCUUUUAUGGCAUUGACAAUUCAGGAGCUUACUGAUGAUGUCAUAGCAUCAACUAAGGAAUACUUGAAGAAUCUCAUUGAGAGGCCUGAGAAGAAAGAGGAAUUGGUAAGCCUCCAAAACCGGCUUGAGAGAAGAUCUGACCUUACAAAGGAGAGUCUUUUAAAGUGCCAUAAAGUACAAUUAGAGGUUUUAUUGGCUGUCAAAAUGGGGCUUGCUAGCUUCCUAUCUAGCAAAGUUCACUUGCCUGAGAUGGUAGAGAUUUUCUUGUAUAAGAGAUGUAGGAACGUAACCUGCAAGCAUUUGCUUCCUGUUGAUGAUUGUGACUGCAAGAUUUGCUCAGGGAAUAAGGGCUUUUGCAGUUCUUGCAUGUGUCCUGUGUGUUUGAACUUUGAUUGUGCAAGUAACACUUGUAGUUGGAUUGGAUGUGAUGUUUGUUCCCAUUGGUGCCAUGCUACCUGUGGCCUUCAGAAGAAUCUUAUCAAGCCUGGGCCUAGCUUGAAGGGACCUUCAGGGACCUCAGAGAUGCAGUUUCAUUGUAUUGGCUGUGGACAUGCUUCGGAAAUGUUUGGUUUCGUUAAAGAUGUGUUCCUGUGUUGUGCAAAGGAUUGGGGUAUCGAAACCUUGAUGAAAGAGCUUGACUGUGUAUGGAGGAUCUUUAGGGCUAGUGAAGAUCGCAAAGGGAAGGAGUUGCAUGUUAAAACUGAUGACAUGCUAUUAAAGCUUCAAACUAAAAUGAUAUCUCCUGUGGAUGCCUGCAAUUACAUCAUGCAAUUUUUCAACUUUGCGGAUAGCAUGUCAGACUUUCCUGCUUCUGGUAUUCCUUCUUCAAAGGAUUUGGCAGUCUCUCAAGCUAAUCUUACAAAGGAUACACCAUCUCUUUCAAAACCUAAUUCUCUAUUACCAAAAUAUGCUUAUGACAUGGGCUAUUCUAGGCCACAUCCUGAUACCAUGUCAAGUGAUAUACUUCAGAAAGAUAUCAAAGCUUCCAUCUUAAGUGAACUGAAAAAUGAGGCUGAUUUCCAUUUGGGGACUCUGUUAAGGAAAGGUGGACUUGAAAGUUUGGAGAGUAUUGUGAGGAUUAAGGAGGCAGAAGCCAGAAUGUUCCAAACCAAGGCUGAUGAAGCAAGAAGAGAGGCAGAAGGGUUCCAGAGGAUGAUCAGGACGAAGACUGCACAGAUGGAGGAAGAGUACGCCGAAAAGCUCGGCAAACUCUGCUUGCAUGAGACCGAGGAAACACAGAGGAAGAAAUUGGAUGAACUCAAAGUCUUGGAAAAUUCCUAUUUUGAUUACUAUAAAAUGAAAAAGAGAAUGCAAGAUGAGAUUGAUGGUUUGUUGCGGAGAAUGGAGGCAACAAAGCAGCAAUGGGUUUAAUUUUUUUUUACUUUUUUGUUGUUUUUUCUCUAUGUUUUCUUUCCUUACUCAGAAUACUGCUACAAUGGGUGUAAUUUAUUGAUAUGCUGUUUUGGUAUUCUGGUUGUUCCCAGAAUGGAUGGUUUUUAAUUGAUAAAUUCAACUUUUUGGUGUUUCAUCUUU